AUGUCCAGCCACAAACCCACCAAAAAAGGCCCCAAGCAUGUUCUAUCAAUGUCUGAAAUGCUCACAACUCAGAGGCCGUCGCCAUGUGGCACUGUGGCCGACACAAGUCUCAGUGAUACGGGCUCCCUGGACGCAAGCACAACUCCUGAAGCCUCUUCCCGCGCCAUCCUCCAGUCACUUGCAGAAGUGAAGGGAUACCUGGCAUCAGAAAUUAAGCACACAGCGGCAGAGAUGAAUGCCGAAAUUGCCACCAUCGGGGCCCGCACAACGGAAACGGAACACAGAGUGGCACGGAUGGUCACAGCACAAAAUGACACCACAAAACUUACCAAUACCCUCCAGCAAAAAAAAUCACAGACUUGGAGAUGA
Pelobates cultripes (western spadefoot toad) is the source of this 369-nucleotide messenger RNA. NCBI's taxonomy places the organism in Eukaryota, Metazoa, Chordata, Amphibia, Anura, Pelobatidae. The record is from the annotation of a GenBank genome assembly.